Durusdinium trenchii is the source of this 521-nucleotide messenger RNA. The record is from the annotation of a GenBank genome assembly. NCBI's taxonomy places the organism in Eukaryota, Dinophyceae, Suessiales, Symbiodiniaceae.
AGAAUUUGGACCAGUAGAAGUACCAUGGCGGAGGAAGCCGAUGCAGCAGAGCAAGAAGAAGGGGGAAUCCCCUUAUCUCAGGCCUCCCUCCAGCAGCUAAAUGCAGUGAAGCAGCAGCUGGAGCAAGAGGUCCGGAGUUUGUUGAACAACCAAGCGGCUCUCAGAGAGGCUGAGGCACGUUUUCAGGCCUCCAUGGAGAGCCUGAAGUCCUUAUGCCCAGAGAAUAACGGGAAACCAAUGCUGAUACCGCUGACAUCUUCCUUGUACAUUGACGGCCACAUGACUGAAACGAAGAAAGUUACAGUCGAUGUGGGCACUGGAUACUACAUCCAAAUGUCAGUGGAGAGGGCGCACAAGUUUUGCAGCAGGAGAUGCAAGCUUUUGAACGACAAUGCCUCCAAAGUUGAAGGGGUUCUCAAGGAGAAGAAAAAGAGCUUGGAGCAGCUGCAAAUUACAAUGCAGCAAAAGAUGUACAUGCUCCAGCAGCAGGAAGCUGCUAAAAAAGAAGAGCAAUAAACGAC